UAAUAACUCAAAAAUAUGGGAUAUAGAAGCAACUGCACGAUCACAUUUGUAGCCUUCGUGGCAGCUCUAUGGGGGGUUACAACAGCACAGCCCAGCGGGUCAUGCGUGAGCACUUUGACCACCCUCUCUCCGUGCCUCAGCUACGUCACUGGAAACUCAACCACUCCCUCACAGAGUUGCUGCUCUCAGCUUGACUCUGUUAUCAAAUCUUCGCCGCAAUGCAUUUGUUCAGCCGUCAACAGUCCGAUCCCCAACAUAGGCCUUAACAUUAACCGCACACAGGCGUUGCAGCUCCCCAAUGCCUGCAACAUU
Camelina sativa (false flax) is the source of this 312-nucleotide messenger RNA. Lineage: Eukaryota; Viridiplantae; Streptophyta; Magnoliopsida; Brassicales; Brassicaceae. The record is from RefSeq and is a predicted model, not a curated record.